AUGACACAGCAAUCUUCAAGGAUACGAUGGAGUCUUGCGAAUAUUCUGCUGCAGUGCUCCCUGACAAUAAUAAUAGCAACUUUGUGGAAUACCCCCUUGGUCCUUGGAUUCUCCCUACACACAACGACCACUCCACCCCACAAGAGCAAAAUUCCCGAAGAAGUCGUCCAACACCAACUCGAUGCCUUUCGAGACUGUCAUGUCGCUCAAGCAUUCCAAUACAAUUCCCAAGCCAACCAAGAAUUGACGGGACCUUGGCAAUCCUUUGCCACAUCGAUCUCUGACAAAGCGUUCAAGCCCAUUUUGGGACAUGCCGAGUCCACCGUGUUAAUGACCAUUGCCCAUGACGACGCCGAUUAUGUGUGUUGUUUGGUCAAGGUCAUUCCCAGCCACAAUCCACUCCCUCCAGCAUUGCAGCAAGUCAUUACAGAAACACGACGAGACGAAGGGUUUUUGGAAGAAGAAGUCUACGACGAUGAAGAAGACGAUGAUGACGACGCAAGAAUAUACAAUCGGUAUCCCCCCUGUGUAUUGUAUUGGUGGGAAGUAUCCAAACAAUUCGAGGACGACGAAGAAAACUUUUUCUAUCGCGUGGAUAGCGUGUUGCCCGAUGCUGAGGACCUGGAAUUGGACUUUAUGGAAACCACGCUAUUUGCGGUUGGGGAUGGCUUGGAUGAAGAUGACGAAGACGAUGAUCCAUCAGGAUUCUUCUUUGAUUUGGGUAUACUAUAG
This is a messenger RNA of Seminavis robusta, 732 nucleotides long. NCBI's taxonomy places the organism in Eukaryota, Bacillariophyta, Bacillariophyceae, Naviculales, Naviculaceae. The record is from the annotation of a GenBank genome assembly.